AUGGUCGAAGUUCAAGAGGUACCUGAAGGUCACGAAUUUUCUGACAAUUCAGAUAACGAGUCAACUAGUUCUUUGGAUUCGGGUUCUUCUGAAGAACUGGAAUCUCUUUCAGAACGAUUAGCAGCUUUACGUGAUAUUAUACCAGAAGAGACGCGUGACUCAAUAACAAAUAAUGUUUCAUCAAUAAUGAGAUUUGGCGUGAGAAGUGCUCGCUUUUUAGGAAAUGUAUUUUGGGUUUUGACCACUUCUGCCAUAAUUUUGAUUAUGCCUUUAGCGCUUGAACUUGAAAGAGAGCAUCAAAUUAUCCAACUUGAGAAUGAACAAAAAGCCCUGAUGAGUGGUCAAUCUAGUAACCCUUAUGGACAAUCUAGCAAUCCUUAUGGACAACUACCGGGCCAAAAUAAUAGAAGAAAUUCCAUUAAUUAUUUGAGGAUUUUAAUUGGUUCAGAGUUGCAUGUUCUUAAGAACAUUACUGGCCAUAAAUAA
Molecule: messenger RNA, 486 nt
Organism: Dentiscutata heterogama
Lineage: Eukaryota; Fungi; Glomeromycota; Glomeromycetes; Diversisporales; Gigasporaceae
Source: the annotation of a GenBank genome assembly